Molecule: messenger RNA, 2382 nt
Organism: Ornithorhynchus anatinus (platypus)
Lineage: Eukaryota; Metazoa; Chordata; Mammalia; Monotremata; Ornithorhynchidae
Gene: CDCA7L
Product: cell division cycle associated 7 like
Exons: 10
Coding region: 205-1464 (419 amino acids)
Biological process (GO): regulation of DNA-templated transcription
Cellular component (GO): nucleus
Source: RefSeq, a predicted model, not a curated record
CGCUCCUCCUCCUCCUCCUCCUCCCUCCUCCGCCCGGGGGUGCGGGGGGCCGCGGGAGCCCGCGGGGCUCCGGACCACGACCUCCCGCCCGCCUUAGGAAGGACGGAGCUGGCGACCAGCUGCAAGAUAACGAAAGAAGUGGCUGACAUUUUCAACGCCCCCAGUGAUGAUGAGGAUUUUCUUGGUUUCCGAGAUGAUGUUCCCAUGGAAACACUGUCAUCAGAGGAUAGCUGGGACAGUUCCGACUCUCUGGAGUCAGGAAAAAAGGAUGUCUGUUUCCGGUCCAAGUACCUCACUGAAGAGCUACGGAGAAUUUUCACGGAAGACACUGACUCAGAGAGUGAAGAUUUUGAAGGGUUUACCCAGAGCGAGCUGGACAGAAAGAGUAACACUGAACUAAUGCUCAUGGAAUCCGGUUUGAGUGAUGAAGACAAUAUAUCUUUGGAAAGCGAUGAGGAAGAAGAGAAGAAGGUCACCCCUAGAAGAAGCAGUUUUGGUCUUCGAGUAGCAUUUCAGUUUCCGUCAAAGAAGUCAGCAAGUAAAUCAGAGGUGAAAAAUAAGUUUCCUGAGCCAUCAUUUUCCAGUUUACGUGUAGAAAACCAUCAGACCCCAACGGUUCUUAGGAGGAAGAAAAGCAGUAGACCCGAGAGAAGGAUGGGCGGAUCUACCUCGGAGUCAGAGUCGGAGGACGUGAGAGAGCGGGCUCAGGAGAACUCCAACGCGCUGCUGAAAAGGGCCAUGAACAUCAAGGAAAACAAAGCCAUGCUUGCUCAGUUACUGGCAGAGUUGAACUCCUUACCAGACCUGUUUCCAGUGCAAACACCAACCACGACUCCGUGCAAAAAGAGAACCCCAAGAAGGACAUUCUCUGAAGGCCCCCUGGAGCGGCGGACUAACCCAGCCCGGAGUGCUCGGCCGCCGGAGAAGUUUGCCUUGGAAAACUUCACCAUGUCGGCGGUUCAGUUUGCCGAACAGUUUAACACGUACCGAAGGCAGAAUCUUCUUAAGAAGAAAUUCAGUGGGGGGAAAGUCCGGGUCCACCGAAAGCGAAGAUGGGCCUCGUUCCGACCGGUGGAAGACAUAACGGAAGAGGAUUUAGAAAACGUGGCAAUUACUGUUAGAGAUAAAAUCUAUGAUAAAGUUUUGGGCAACACGUGUCAUCAGUGUCGACAGAAAACCCUAGACACAAAGACAGUGUGUCGCAACCUCGGCUGUGGGGGCGUGAGGGGGCAGUUCUGUGGGCCAUGUCUCCGCAAUCGCUACGGGGAAGACGUGAGGAAGGCGCUCCUGGACCCGGAUUGGGAGUGUCCUCCGUGCCGUGGGAUCUGCAAUUGCAGUUACUGUCGCAGACGGGACGGCCGCUGUGCUACCGGAAUGCUCAUCCAUUUGGCCAAGUUUUAUGGCUAUAAUAAUGUCAAAGAAUACCUGGAGAGCCUACAGAAGCAGCUGGUAGAAGACAAGUAGGCGGCAAAAGGAUUACAACUUGUUUCACCUUGCAAGUUCAAGAUUUUACAGAUAUUAUUACACCAAUUGGUGUUGGGCCAGCAGGCAGAAUAUACUACUUCAGUGUAUUCUAAUAUUUGUUUCAUUCUAAAUAAUGGUUUAUAGUUUUGCAAAGAUUUCUCAGGAAAACUUCUUAGUAGAGGAAUCUUACAUACCGUAUGUGAGUGUGUAUGAUACUUAAAUAUUACACUCACGGUCACUGUGUUUUGGAAAAAAUGGCUUAUAAAUGAAAGCACAAGAUGGCUUGGGGUUAAUUUUCAGUCAAGAGAGAUUUUAGAGUUGGCGGUCACCGCUCAUCUUAGUUAAAGGGAGAAUCUGUUUGAGUCUUCUGAAAACUUUGAUCACCUCAGGCAUAUAGCUGUUUAUAUAAUGAGGUUGUCUUGUCCUUAUUCACUUCAGCCUGAAGCUGGUGUUCAUUCAGAAACUCACGUUUCUAUGGAACGUCGUCUUUGAGGAGUAACCACGGCCUGCCUGUUUUGACUGUAGUUCCAGUACUACUCCUUUAAAUGCUUGACCAUUUGUAAUCUAAUUUUCGUUUAUUCCGAAGUGCAAUUAACCCAAAAGCUUGUAAGUCCGGGGCUUAAUUUUGAAAGUGUGUUGCCUUUCUUGCUUUUAGAAAAAUACCACCCAACUACCAGCAGCUGGACCCUGUCUGAAACCCUGAGCCUCUGGAGCAUUUUUCAUUAAGAGGAGUUUCUGUAAGGGGAGGGUCUCCUGCUGCUGUUUGAGCCAGCUGUUGGGGGUGGGGGUGUCUUUUUUUAAUUAUUUUUUUAAACCACAGAUGGGAAAAGAAGGUAGAAGAAAACCAUUUCUUUGACUUUCUCAAGAUCUGCAAGAGCAAAUAAAACCCUGCUUAGUGACAGGGAGGCUUUCAGCCAA